Molecule: messenger RNA, 471 nt
Organism: Colletotrichum paranaense
Lineage: Eukaryota; Fungi; Ascomycota; Sordariomycetes; Glomerellales; Glomerellaceae
Exons: 2
Coding region: 1-471 (156 amino acids)
Source: RefSeq, a predicted model, not a curated record
AUGCUUCAAGUCGACGACGGAAUCCAUGACCAACAUCCUGCGUAUUUCGUGGAUGUGCAGGACGCUAACCGUCCUCUUAGUCACAAGACUCCCUUUACAAAAAGCGAGGGAGAAUUCUGGGGUUCAAGUUUCCAAGGUUACCCCGGCGGCCAGGCCAUGUGGUUGAACGAGCGAGCUCGUUUCUCGUCAGCCAUUUGCAGGACCACACGCAAGACCACACUGGCUGCUUUACUACCACAGCGUGUACAGUACAUUCCUCUCAGGUCCCAAUACACUUGGGUACAGAAGCUCAUGUCCACAACCAUUGGUACUGAUUUCAAGGGAGUCUCCGAAGAGCGAAUAGGUGGCAAACAAAGGAAAGCACCAAUCAGCCCUCGGAACACAUCCAUCGCAAUGGCUGGGCUGGAACUUGAUGGACCAAUUUCGAGCCCUCCUAGAGCGAGGUGGCGAGGCGAAAGCAAGCCCCAGUGA